Maniola jurtina (meadow brown) is the source of this 9068-nucleotide messenger RNA. RefSeq names its product neural-cadherin-like. Gene Ontology annotation, molecular function: calcium ion binding; cadherin binding. Gene Ontology annotation, biological process: homophilic cell-cell adhesion. Gene Ontology annotation, cellular component: catenin complex; plasma membrane. NCBI's taxonomy places the organism in Eukaryota, Metazoa, Arthropoda, Insecta, Lepidoptera, Nymphalidae. The record is from RefSeq and is a predicted model, not a curated record. Bases 207 to 5393 code for a protein of 1728 amino acids. The transcript has 10 exons.
AUAGCGAGGAGGAGGAUAGUGUGAAAAUUCGAUAAUCCCAUGUAACAUUGGUUUGAUUAUGUAAAAAAGAUUCGUUGUUUUGCCGUGGAUGGCAUAUAAGACUGGAAGGAAGUGGAGUAUCGGUGAAACAAUCUGAGUUGAGUUAGUGUCGCCGUGUGCGGUUAGUGUGAUGGCCGGUGUUGGUGCGACGCGCGGUAGAGUGACCCAUGGCUAACUCGCCGGACGUGGGUCUGCUUGCAGCUAGCCUCCUCCGGCUCAUCAUUGUGACAAAGUUCAUCCGUAUUGGCAUCGCAGACAAGAAUGACAACCCGCCGUACUUCGACAAGGAGUUAUACGAGGCGGAAGUCGACGAAAAUGAAGACAUUCAGCACACGGUCCUCACCGUCACCGCCAAAGACCACGACGAAUCAUCGCGUAUUCGAUACGAGAUCACGAGCGGGAACAUAGGGGGUGCGUUCGCAGUCAAGAACAUGACUGGCGCCAUCUACGUGGCGGGAGCGCUCGACUAUGAAACGAGGAAACGGUACGAACUGAAGUUGGCUGCAUCGGACAACCUUAAAGAGAACUACACGACCGUUGUGAUUCACGUGAAGGACGUGAACGAUAAUCCCCCCGUGUUCGAGAGACCCACAUAUCGAACCCAAAUCACCGAGGAAGACGACCGCAAUCUUCCCAAGCGGGUGCUACAGGUGACUGCAACUGACGGUGAUAAAGAUAGACAACAAAACAUCGUUUAUUUCCUAACUGGUCAAGGUAUUGACCCUGACAAUCCUUCAAACAGCAAAUUUGAUAUCAAUCGGACAACGGGAGAAAUAUUUGUUUUGAAGCCCUUAGACCGUGAUCAACCCAAUGGAAGGCCACAAUGGAGAUUCACAGUGUUUGCUCAAGAUGAAGGAGGUGAAGGGCUUGUAGGUUAUGCUGAUGUGCAAGUGAAUCUGAAAGACAUCAACGAUAACUCUCCGAUUUUCCCGCAAGGUGUUUACUUUGGCAAUGUAACUGAAAAUGGAACGGCAGGCAUGGUUGUAAUGACAAUGACUGCAAUAGACUAUGAUGAUCCUGCUGAAAGUAAUAAUGCUAAACUAUGGUAUUCUAUUGAAAAAAAUGUAAUAGAAGAAGAAACAGGGUCACCAAUUUUCGAAAUAGAACCAGAAACUGGUGUUAUCAAAACAGCUGUUUGUUGUUUAGAUCGUGAAAGAACACCAGAUUAUUCGAUACAAAUAGUAGCGUCAGAUGGUGGGGGGCUAAAAGGGACUGGAACGGCUUCCAUCAGAGUCAAAGAUAUAAAUGAUAUGCCGCCACAGUUUACCAAAGACGAAUGGUUUACGGAAGUUGAUGAAACAGAUGGGACUAAUUUACCUGAAAUGCCCAUUCUGACAGUAACUGUUCAUGAUGAAGAUGAAACUAAUAAAUUCCAGUACAAAGUCAUAGAGAAUAGUGGUUAUGGUGCCGACAAAUUUACUAUGGUUAGAAACAACGAUGGUACUGGUUCUCUAAAAAUUGUACAGCCAUUAGACUAUGAGGACCAGCUACAAAGUAAUGGUUUUAGAUUUAGAAUACAAGUUAACGAUAAAGGUGAAGACAACGAUAAUGAUAAAUAUCACGUAGCUUAUUCAUGGGUAGUAGUUAAACUAAGAGAUAUAAAUGACAAUAAACCACAAUUUGAACGGGCAAAUAUUGAAGUAUCAGUCUAUGAAAAUGCUGAAGUUGGUAAAAGUCUUGAAACAUUUAAAGCAACUGAUCCAGAUCAAGGUGGUAAAAGUAAAGUUUCAUAUGCUAUUGAUAGAUCGUCAGAUAGAAAACGGCAAUUUUCUAUAAAUCAAGAGGGAACUGUCAGUAUUCAGAGAUCUUUAGACAGAGAGGACACUCCGAGGCACCAAGUGAAAAUUCUAGCCAUUGAUGAUGGCGUCCCACCAAGAACAGCAACAGCUACUUUAACUGUUAUAGUGCAGGAUAUUAAUGAUAAUGCACCUACAUUCUUAAAAGAUUAUAGACCAGUUUUAACUGAACACAUAACACCCAAAAAAGUUGCAGAAAUAUUAGCCACCGACGAUGAUGAUAGAUCAAAAAGUAACGGCCCUCCAUUCCAGUUCAGACUUGACCCAGGUGCCGAUGAUAUAAUAAGAGCUUCAUUUAAAGUUGAACAAGAUCAAAAGGGUGCUAAUGGGGAUGGAAUGGCAAUCGUCUCAUCUCUUCGCUCAUUUGAUAGGGAACAACAAAAAGAGUAUCUUAUUCCUAUAAUAAUUAAAGAUCAUGGUAAUCCAGCGAUGACUGGUACAAGCACUUUGACUGUUGUGAUCGGAGAUGUUAAUGAUAAUAAGAUGCAGCCAGGAUCUAAGGAAAUUCUUAUGUACAGUUAUCAAGGACAGUCACCAGAUACUGAAAUUGGAAGAGUUUACGUCUAUGACUUAGAUGAUUGGGAUUUACCUGACAAAAAGUUUUUCUGGGAAACGACAGAACAUCCAAAUUUCACCCUGAAUGAAGAAACUGGUAUGAUACAAAUGAAACAAAAAACGAGAGAAGGUCGAUACCAUCUAAAGUUUAAAGUAUACGAUAGAAAACAUACACAAACUGAUGUACCGGCUAACGUUACUGUGUAUGUUAAAGAAAUAUCUCACGAAGCUAUUAUAAGUUCUGGUUCCAUACGAAUAUCUGGAAUAUCAGAUGAAGAUUUUAUUCGAGUUUGGAAUUAUAAAACUCUUAGUGUAUCUAGAAGUAAACUUGAUAUAUUUAAAGAUAAACUGGCAGACUUACUCAAUACUGAAAGAGAAAAUAUCGAUAUAUUUAGCGUCCAACUAAGAAAGAAACACCCACCCGUAACCGAUAUACGUUUUUCAGCCCAUGGUGCACAUUACUAUAAACCAAUCCGGUUAAACGGCAUAGUUCUUAUGCAUCGAGAAGAAAUAGAGCGGGCUGUAGGAAUAAAUAUCACGAUGGUUGGCAUUGACGAAUGUAUUUAUGAAAAUCAAAUGUGUGAAGGGUCUUGCACAAAUGAACUUGACAUUAGCAAUGUACCUUACAUGGUUAAUGCCAAUAAAACAGCCCUCGUUGGAGUAAGAGUCGAUGUUGUCCCGCAGUGUACAUGCGGAGCUAGAAACUUUACUCAGCCAGAAACAUGUCGCACCUCACCUUGUUAUAAUGGAGGAAGGUGCAUAGAAGGUAAAUAUGGUCUUACAUGCUCAUGCCCUCCAGGUUAUACAGGACCGCGAUGUCAGCAAACAUCUAGAAGCUUCAAAGGCACUGGUUGGGCUUGGUAUCCAUCACUAGAGAUGUGUGAUAGUUCCCACUUAAGUUUUGAGUUUAUAACAAGGAAAUCGGAAGGAGUGUUACUUUAUAAUGGACCAAUAGUACCGCCUGAACCGGAAGAAAUAGUAGUUUCAGAUUUCAUUUCGCUUGAAUUAGAAAGGGGCAACCCACGAUUGUUGAUUGAUUUUGGUUCCGGAACGUUAGAGCUUAGAGUAAAAACCAAAAAGUCAUUAGAUGAUGGUGAGUGGCAUCGAUUAGAUAUAUUUUGGGAUACUGAAAAUGUCAGAAUGAUUGUAGAUUUCUGUAGAUCAGCGGAUAUCCAAGAAAUGGAAGAUGGCACACCACCUGAAUUCGAUGAUUCCACGUGUCAAGCCACGGGCACAAUACCUCCAUUUAAUGAAUAUUUGAAUGUCAAUGCACCUUUGCAAAUUGGAGGAUUAUACAUAGAGCAUUUUGAUCCUACGCAUUAUCACUGGCAGUACAUGCCUAUUGGGAAAGGUUUUGAUGGAUGCAUAAGAAAUUUAAUACACAACAGUAAAUUGUACGACUUAGCUCAUCCUGGACUAUCACGAAAUUCUGUGGCUGGCUGCCCUCAAACUGAAGAAAUUUGUAAUCAAGCAGAUACUACAUCCAGAUGCUGGGAACAUGGAAAUUGUGUAGGUAGUUUUUCAGAAGCACGAUGUCAGUGUCAACCGGGAUGGACUGGGCCUGCGUGUAAUCUACCUACUACUCCUACUAGUUUUAGACCUCAAAGCUACGUAAAAUUCGCCUUAAGCUUUGAACCUGAUCGAUUUAGUACUCAAAUCCAACUGCGGUUCAGGACUCGUGAACCUCAUGGAGAACUGUUUAGGGUAAGCGAUCAGCAUAAUCGCGAAUAUGGGAUUUUAGAGGUGAAAGAUUCCCAUUUACACUUUCGCUUUAAUUUGAAUUCCCUACGAACAGAAGAACGUGAUGUUUGGCUUAAUUCUGUAGCAGUUGACGAUGGCCAGUGGCAUAUAGCACGCGUGAGUAGAUAUGGUAGCGCGGCAACCCUAGAAAUUGACGGUGGCGAGGGACGAAGAUACAAUGAAACCUUUACUUUUGAUGGUCAUCAGUGGUUAUUAGUUGACAAACAGGAAGGUGUAUAUGCUGGAGGCAAAGCUGAAUAUACAGGCGUUAGAACAUUUGAAGUAUAUGCUGAUUUCCAGAAAGGUUGCUUAGAUGACAUUCGAUUAGAAGGAAAGCACCUGCCUCUGCCACCUGCUAUGAAUGGAACACAGUGGGGACAAGCGACUAUGGCAAGGAAUUUAGAUCGGAAUUGUCCAUCAAACAAUCCAUGUGUGAAUGUUCACUGUACCGAGCCGUUCGUAUGUGUUGACCUCUGGAAUGAAUAUGAAUGCACGUGUCCGGGUGGAUCGACACGUGCCGCGGGGACGUGUGUCAACGUGAACGAGUGCCUGAACUACCCUUGCCUCAACGGAGGCACGUGCGUGGACCGCGAGCCGGCGCGACGCUACGACUGCAUCUGCCCCUUCGGCUAUACCGGGCACGAUUGCGAGCUCGAGCUGCUCGCCUCCGGCAUCAUCAUGCCGUCCAGAGAUUUCAUUAUUGCUAUCAUUGUCUGUUUGUUUUUGCUUCUAGUUCUUGUGUUGGUAUUUGUGGUAUACAACCGCCGGCGAGAAGCCCACAUCAAAUAUCCUGGCCCCGAUGAUGACGUCCGUGAAAAUAUUAUAAACUAUGACGACGAGGGCGGUGGUGAGGACGACAUGACGGCUUUUGACAUAACGCCUCUUCAGAUACCGAUCGGUGGACCCCUACCUGAUCAUGUGCCGUCAAAAUUACCAUAUCCAUUAAUGGGAGUCGGGCUUGGCGUUGGUCCAAUGGGAGUGGGUGUAGCACCUGCGGUCGGAGUGGCUCUUCCAGGGGAGACUAACGUGGGGAUGUUCAUUGAAGAACACAAGCGUAGAGCGGACAGCGAUCCCAACGCGCCGCCCUUUGACGACCUUCGGAACUACGCAUACGAGGGCGGCGGCAGCACUGCAGGCUCUUUGUCGUCACUUGCCUCAGGAACUGACGACGAAGUGCACGACUACGACUACUUGGGCGCGUGGGGCCCGCGCUUCGACAAGCUCGCCGACCUGUACGGGCCCGACCUGGACGAGCAGCUGUAGAGCCUCGGCGCUCCCGCGGCGCUGGUUAGUCAAUUGUCUCCCACUCAACCCACCCACACUCACUGAACCUCCUCUGAAGGGAGAAACGCACCCCACGAAUUUGCCGACAACAAUCAAGCCCGUACCGAACACGCACUCGGAAGCGACUACGCCGUGACUCGCAUUUCUUAUCAAUUUUUCUACAAGUUUAUUUUAUACAAUAGGUAAUCUUAGCUUAAGUGUCUUGUUUAAGGCGUAUAUACGUUUAAUUGCGUAACUUUUUAUAAGGUUUGAACCGAUAUCUUCACCAAAUAUUUGAUAUAAGUUUUAUUCGAGUUAGCCAUAUUAUGAGUCAGUAUUUUAUUGGAAGUUAUCGUGAUAAGUGGAUUUCUGCCGGAGGGCCCGACGUGAAUCUGAAUCGUGGGUGUUUGUAGAUAGUGUGCUAUAAAUGUGAAUAAUUUAUACGAAUAUUUUGUAAGUCCACAGCUUUACGUGAUAUCACUUAAUGUACGGCCCUUCCGCAUUAAAUCGAUGUACCUACUAUUAAAAAUAUGUUAUAUUUUAUAUUUAAUUAUAAUGAUAAAACGGUCCCUUUGGACGUCGAGUUUAAUGCUCAUUCGAUAUGUGAAAUACUCACCGGGGAUGUACAUACGAUAAAUUAUUAACGACUACCCCGACUAACUUAGUUAAUGUAAAACAAUUCACGCUCUACUCGAAAUUUCAUUGUAAGUGAAGUGUACAGUAACUGGUGUUCCUCUCCAAGUCUCCAUGUAGUGUUAGUUGAUAAAAUUAGAUUAUCCGUGAAGAUCUACGGUCUACUCGUAACAGUAGCAAACUUAUGAUAGUUGAUUCGGUGUGCGUGACGGAGUGAGUGGAGCAUGCGAGGUAGCGGACGCGGCGCGCGUCGCGACUGGCGCGUAGCCACUGGCGUUGCGACAGACGCGUCACGACAGACGCCGCCGUGCGACAGGCGUGUCGCGAUGCGCCGCCGGUAUGAAUGGGAAUGUGCCAAUCUAUUAGCGAUAUUGAUGCAUCUGAUGACCGUAGAGUUAAGUGUUUGCACUUUAUUUAUUCAAUAUAUUUACAUAUAAUCUUAGUCGCACCUAGGGAAAUAUCAAUAACUUACUAAGAGUGUUGUGCUAGAAUUAUUCCAUCGAUUUUGACGUGAGAUAGUUAUUGCAACCGUUGGAAGUCAUUAAUUUAUAAUGUUAAUUUUAAGAAUUUAUAGUAAAAUAAAUAUUAAUUAAAUUACAGGUUCUAAAAAACUGUCUCACUUCGACAUCGAACUAGGAUCAGUGUAAAUUUUAGAAUAUACUGAAUUGUGUUAAAAUGACUGAUUUUAUUAUGCGUUUGAGCCUAAGAUUUUGUAGAUUGGGUUGAUUUAAUUAUUAUAGACUUCGAAUACCUACUAUAAGAACACCCCUAGUUUGCACUCAAAAAAACUAUUCAAAUUUCAAUAAUAAAGCAAUUCUCGUUAAUUACUAUUCAUGUAAGUAGAAGUUUAAUAGUUGUUCGAAAUCGAUAUCUAGGUUUUUAUUAUUAUUUUACAAUAUCAUUACACUGCCAGUAAUCAUAUAGACGAAUUAUGGUAUAGAGAGAGUUUUGGUCCGUUUUUUUAUAUUUGAGUCUUAACAAUAAGGUGUUUUAUUAAGUUUUUUAAGUAUUUUUUAUGAAACUGUACUUCUUCCCCUCGCGACAGAAUUGUGCAUUUAAAUGCACAGAAUGACUAUUUUGUUUUCUAAAAGCUCUGCGUAGUCUGAAACCGUAUACUUUUUAUGUUCGAUAUUAUAGAUGCCUACUUACUUACCUACCAAAUAUUUAUACAUACUUGUUUAAUUGCUGUCACCUGUGCUGAUUUUUUUAACAAGAUCUAGACACAUGUUCUGUAUUGUACCUACAAUAUAUAUAUAUAUACCUAUUUCAAUUUUUAUUAAAUCCUGUAUUGCUAAUAGACAAUUUUAUUGUAAAGUUAGUCAAUUCUACUUCAAUAUACAGCCCAUGUGUCUACGCUCUACAGUAUGUUAAGUUGUUAAUAGAAAAUAAUUAUAAAUUUUUGCAACGAUUAACUUCUAGAAAAUGUUCACGCUACAACCACAUCUGUGCGAUGACUUAAACUCGCUUAUUUAAACUGCCACUCUAUUUCUAAAAAGCGGUUUGCUGCAAAAAAAUUGAGUUACCGAGAAAAACUUAAAACGUUUCUAAAAAAAAAUGACACCCAAACUAAAAACCGACUAAAAACCUUGUUGUUUUUGAGAAACGUCAGUUUUUGAAAAUGUACAGGUUUUGGCAAUAACUCACAAAACAAUUUUUUUCAGUUAACCGCUUUUUAGAAAUGGAAGGGCAAUAAUGGGUCGUUUACGCUUUGACGGUAGACGCAACGAGACUGUCUAACUAGUAUUAAUACAACACCGUCAUUUCUACUAGUUUAUGUCAUCGACUGAGCAGCGUUUAUUUGUCGUCGUUCAUUCGUUGAUUGAACGAAUUGAAUGAAACUAGCCGUCGCCGUCGACGCGUAUCUGCUGAGAACUACAGCCGUGACGUUGACAAAAGGCGACGUAAUAAUUAAACUAUACCCUAUCAACGGAAAGAAUUUAGUAUAGCGUUCUCUCUGUUACGUAACCCCAUACAAGAUAGAGGCAAAAAUCUCAGUUCGUGCUUACCAUCUUGAGUCACCAAUUAAUUACAAACGAAAGUAUGUUUUCUAAUUUAAUUUCAAAUGUGUUUUGAAAACAUUUUCGUUUUUUUUUUUAAACAUGUUUGGAAUUGGUUGGUGACUCAAAAUGGUUAACAACCACAGAGAUAUUUUUUGCCAUUUAUAUAAAAUUGCGUAACAGAGAGAGUUCUAUACUAUCUUUUUUCUAUGAAUAGAGUAUAGGUUUAUCCAUGAACAGUAAACGGCUAAAUAACCAGUUCGUUCAUUCAACAAUCACGUCUUGAACACGCUAUUCGCACGAUAAUACGGUUACGAUACGGUUGUCUGUGUAAAACCUUUGGGCCUGCUAUCAACUAUAUUGUUGCGAUGUAAUUCAGGAUCCAUCUUCUAUUUUUGAUGAACCUCGUAAUUUGAGAAAAUCAGUUUUUGAAACUGAACCGGAAUCCUAAAGUCAGAUGAAUUUGUUUCAUUCACAAAAUUACAAUUCUUGCGAAAGCCCCUACAGAAGCAUGUUGUACUUAUUAAAAAUAAACUAAGUUCUAUGAUUUUGCUAAUUCAAAAUGUUAAAAUAGAAUUUAAAAAAUAGAUCUUUUGAAAUUCUUUUUUCACUUUAUCAUACCCGUUGCGUCACCCAAAAUGUGACUAAUUAAUGUGCGUGUGUAUAUAAUUGGUAGGCAUAUGUUGGCGGUAUGUAUUGCUAGCUUUUCUUGUUUCUUUAACAGUGGGAGUGUCGGCACCAUAUAGUUUUGUCUGUUUUAGUAACGCCUGCUCCAACAUUUUCAAUACUUAAUUACAUCGCAAUAAAAAAGUUGAUAGUGGGCAUGAUAUACACGCAAAGACAGCAGAGCACAGAAUCCCAGUACAAAAUGCAAGUAUGGUGCGAAUUUGCACCAAAACCGACGCGAUGCCUGGUGCACGUAUAUAAUUUUAUUUUAGACUUUAAUUAUUAUACCUACAUAGUUAUGUUUUGUUUCAACUGUGAUUAUUUAGUUGUACAACUCUGACGAUUACAUAAAAGAACGAAUAAAAUAUGGAAAAAAGUU